Bipolaris zeicola 26-R-13 is the source of this 1221-nucleotide messenger RNA. RefSeq lists its product as uncharacterized. The record is from RefSeq and is a predicted model, not a curated record. The transcript has a single exon. Gene Ontology annotation, cellular component: cytoplasm; microtubule; membrane. Lineage: Eukaryota; Fungi; Ascomycota; Dothideomycetes; Pleosporales; Pleosporaceae. The annotation marks the transcript as partial. Gene Ontology annotation, molecular function: microtubule binding; GTPase activity; GTP binding.
AUGGUUACCAAAUCAUUCGACACCCGUGUCGUGCAUGAACUCUGCUCAAAAGAUCAACUAGACUUGCUGGACUCUGUAGAUCGUCUACGCUCUCAGGGAAUCGACCAUUAUGUCUCUCUGCCACAGAUCAUCGUUUGCGGUGAUCAGUCUUCCGGCAAAAGCUCUGUCCUUGAAGCUAUCUCCGGUGUCUCUUUUCCGGUCAAGAGCAGCCUAUGUACUCGUUUCCCAACCGAAUUAGUCUUACGAAAGACAUCAAAGAUCGGCGUCAGCGUCUCCAUCGUCCCAGAUCGCUCGCGUAGUGAAGUAGAGCGCGAAUCUCUUAGCAGUUUUCGCGAGACGCUCGACAGCUUUGCUGCACUCCCAACAUUGAUCGAGAAUGCCAAAACAGCCAUGGCCAUUGGAAGUCUUGGUCGAGCUUUUUCGAAAGAUCUCUUACGGGUUGAAGUGUCGGGUCCUGACCGACCGCAUCUUACGAUUGUAGACUUGCCGGGCCUUAUCCAUUCAGAGACAAAGCAGCAAUCUGCAGCUGAUAUCGAACUCGUACAAGAUGUCGUCAAGUCGUACAUGAAAGAGCCCAGGAGCAUCAUCCUCGCGGUUGUAUCUGCAAAGAACGAUUAUGCCAACCAGGUUGUGCUGAAGCUCGCCCGAGCUGCCGACAGAACCGGAACUCGCACGCUUGGUGUGAUCACCAAACCUGACACUCUGGUUCCAGGAUCUGACAGUGAAGCCAUGUACAUCUCGCUCGCUAAAAACCUUGACGUGGAGUUUCGUCUUGGAUGGCACGUUCUCAAGAACAUGGAUUCGGAAUCUGGAUCCGGGACACGUUCAAAUCGUGAUGAGGAGGAAAGUCAUUUCUUUUCCAAAGGCAUAUGGCCCACGCUGCCUGGAUCUAUCCUGGGUAUCGUGCCAUUGAGAGAGCGACUGAGCAAACUCCUUCUUGUCCAGAUCGCAGCGGAACUCCCGAGUCUUGUGGAAGAGAUCGAACUCAAGUCUGCCGCUUGUCGUACUGGACUCGAAAAGCUGGGCCAGCCUCGGGCUAGUAUCGAAGAACAACGCCAAUAUCUAAUCACCCUCAGCCAAGCAUGCCAAGCCCUCACCAAAGCCGCUGUCGACGGGACCUACAACGACGACUUCUUCGGUAACGCGAAAACUGACGUUGGCUACCAGAAACGCAUUCGUGCUGUGGUACAGAACCUCAAUCAGUCUUUUUCAGAGACAAUG